Dreissena polymorpha is the source of this 882-nucleotide messenger RNA. RefSeq lists its product as uncharacterized. The coding region runs from base 1 to 882 and encodes 293 amino acids. The record is from RefSeq and is a predicted model, not a curated record. NCBI's taxonomy places the organism in Eukaryota, Metazoa, Mollusca, Bivalvia, Myida, Dreissenidae. The transcript has a single exon.
AUGGCACUGUUCAAUUAUCUCAAGCCAAAAGCAUCAUACAUGAAAUACCCUUAUGGCGCCAGAACUGUGCUUUUUAAUCACCAUGCAAGUGAUGAAAAUAGGUACAAAAAGAAACCUGGAAAAGUUAGAUCAACUACUCUAGAAGAGGAAAUGUUCUUCACUCUGGUUAAAUUACGAUUGGGACUUCAAACUGCUGACUGUGCUAUCAGAUUUGGUGUAGCGACUUCUACAUUUAGCUCAAUAUUUACAGCAUUGGUGACCCUUUUGUCUCAAGAAUUGGAAUUAAUAUGUAAGAUGCCAGACACCACAGAAUUGUACAACAAUGAACAGGCCAGUUGCUUUGAGGAGUUUCCAAAUGUCAGAGUUAUUAUAGAUUGCACUGAGCUGUUUGCAGAAACCCCAAGUGCGUUAAGCGCCCACAAACAAUUCCAUUCAAAUUAUAAACAUCAUUCUACAGUGAAGUUCUUAGUGGGGAUGAACUCUGGUGGAGCCAUUACAUAUAUCUCAGAUAUGUAUGGAGGAAGAGCCAGUGAUAAAUUCAUAACAAAUGAAUCACAUGAUCUCCUCAACAGUCUAAACCCAGGAGAGAAGGUCAUGGCAGACCGCGGCUUUACGAUUGCAGAAGAUCUUCCUGUUGGAGUAAAUCUGAUCAUUCGCUCUUUCAAGCACAAAGACAAGUCCCAGUUUUCAAAAACCGAGCUCAAAAACAAUAAAAAGAUAUCUGAAUCUCGUGUACACACUGAAAGAGCAAUUAGAAGAAUCAAGCAAUUUCAGAUCUUGAAGCAAGAGAUGAAGCUUACUCAAAUAGAUAUUUACUGUAAUAUUUUAAAGGCAUGUGCAUAUCUGGUGAACUUUCAAGACCCCUUCUUAAAAGUUGAAUGA